UCAAGGCCGCUCCAGCCCCGAAUCCAGCCCCAAGUCCAGCGUCACCCUUUUAUUGAGUUUCAACAACCCGAAGGCCCGGCGCUGAACGCUCCUUGUUCUAGACUGACAACCGCCCUGACUUCCAGGAACCACCAACCCCGCCGUCCGGGCUGCGAGUUAGCUGCAAGUAGUCGUUCUCACGGCAGUCUACACAAGCAGACCUCAAAUCUUCAUCGAUAUUCCGCCUCGUCCCCCACCGCUGCAGGGGUUCCUGGAACUAUGGCUACCCCCCCCAUUGUCCUCGACGGAGGCACCGGCUUCUUGAAAGUCGGCUACGCUGCGCAAAAUUUCCCCGAAUUCCAGUAUCCCUCCAUCGUCGGCCGACCAAUCCUGCGAACGGAAGAGAAAGGCAACGAGAGCGACGUGGUGCUCAAGGAUAUCAUGUGCGGUGACGAGGCCGCGGCAGCGCGGACUAUGCUCCAGAUAUCAUACCCGAUGGAGAACGGCAUCGUCAAGAAAUGGGAUGACAUGCAACACCUAUGGGAUUACACUUUCUUCGAGAAGAUGAAGAUCGACCCGAGAGGACGCAAGAUCCUACUCACCGAGCCGCCCAUGAACCCCCUCAAGAACAGAGAGCAGAUGUGCGAGGUCAUGUUCGAGCGUUACGGUUUCGGUGGUGUCUACGUAGCUAUCCAGGCUGUGCUGGCCCUGUACGCGCAAGGUCUGAGCUCUGGCGUCGUCGUCGAUUCCGGUGAUGGAGUCACGCAUAUCGUCCCCGUUUACGAGUCUGUUGUGCUCAACCAUCUCACUCGACGACUCGAUGUUGCUGGUCGAGACGUGACCCGCAACCUCAUCUCCCUACUGCUACGGAGAGGCUACGCCCUCAACCGAACGGCCGAUUUCGAAACCGUGCGACAGAUCAAGGAGAAGCUCUGCUACGUUUCAUACGACCUGGAACUGGAUAAGCGCCUUAGCGAAGAUACCACGGUACUUGUGGAGAGCUAUACCCUGCCGGAUGGCCGAGUGAUCCGGGUGGGCAGCGAGCGGUUCGAAGCGCCCGAGUGCCUCUUCCAGCCUCAUCUCGUCGACUGCGAGCAGCCGGGCAUCGGCGAAUUCCUUUUCAACACCAUCCAGUCCGCUGAUGUCGACGUUCGCGCCUCUCUCUUCAAGGCGAUUGUCCUUUCUGGCGGUAGCAGCAUGUAUCCGGGACUACCGUCGCGGUUGGAGAAGGAACUGAAGCAGCUGUGGCUCACGCGCGUCCUUGGCGGCAACCCCGAAAGGCUCAACAAGUUCAAGGUCAGGAUAGAGGAUCCCCCCCGCCGCCGACACAUGGUGUUCCUCGGCGGUGCUGUGCUUGCCAACAUCAUGGCGGAUAAGGAGAAUAUGUGGAUUUCCCAGCAAGAAUGGGCGGAACAAGGAACGAGAAUCCUGGAGAAAUUGGGACCACGAUGAGAGUGUGGAUAGUUACGCGACAGCUAUACGGCCGGCGAGUUGAUGUAGAGAGGGGGAAUAUAGCCUGCCUAGAAUUCCACGACGAAUGUAGUCUCCGUGAAAGUCUUGAGCGGGAGAUGACAAGCAACGAAGAAACCAAGGCGUCUACGAAUAUAUAUCAUAUAGCAACACAUCAUUUAGCCUUGCCA
Messenger RNA from Durotheca rogersii, 1619 nucleotides. Its product is annotated as actin family. Gene Ontology annotation, biological process: Arp2/3 complex-mediated actin nucleation. Gene Ontology annotation, molecular function: actin filament binding. Gene Ontology annotation, cellular component: Arp2/3 protein complex; actin cortical patch. The record is from RefSeq and is a predicted model, not a curated record. The coding region runs from base 259 to 1431 and encodes 390 amino acids. The transcript is spliced from 3 exons. NCBI's taxonomy places the organism in Eukaryota, Fungi, Ascomycota, Sordariomycetes, Xylariales, Xylariaceae.